GUUCUUUUGCAUUUGGUGUGCAGACGCCUUGAGCUCAAUGAAUAUGCCGUUGAGUGUGAUAAAGUACACAAGUGUGCUUGAACUGUUUGUCAACAAGUUACUGCCGUGCACUUUGCGCCCAGAGAUCACAUAAAAGUCUUGAUCCAGUUUGCAACUUUUUCUAUCGACAGAAUCCAUCGCCCCGUUGUGUCCUCCGAAUGAGCGAGCGGAAAGCAAUUGUGAAAAAUGCGGAUAUGCCAGAGGAAGUACAGCAAAAGGUAGUGGAUACUUGCCAAGAAGCUAUGGAGAAGUAUACGUUGGAAAAGGAUAUCGCUACGCAUGUGAAGAAAUUCAUGGACGAGAAAUACGGGCCAACAUGGCACUGUGUGGUCGGCAAGCAGUUCGGCAGCUAUGUGACCCACGAGAGCAAUAAUUUUAUUUACUUCUAUCUGGACCAGUCUGCCAUUCUCUUGUUCAAAUCCGGUUAGACUGCAUAUCACCGAGUCGCUGAUCCAUCAGAGACGGAGAUGUAGACAGUGGAUAGAUCAUUUAUAACUUUAUUUGAUUAAUAAGAUUCGGUUAUUUUUAAAUAUAAGUUGCGCAUUAUUC
Molecule: messenger RNA, 588 nt
Organism: Dicrocoelium dendriticum
Lineage: Eukaryota; Metazoa; Platyhelminthes; Trematoda; Plagiorchiida; Dicrocoeliidae
Source: the annotation of a GenBank genome assembly